GGGACUGGACCCCAAGGGGACAGCGUUGCAUGAGCCCCCAGUAGGAACAGGAAUGUAGGACGGGACAGAGCACUUGGCGUGUUUCCUGUUAUAGAGCUGCGUCGCGCUCCGAGAAGCGAGUUCUCAGUUCUCGUGCCUGGGCGCCGGUCGAAUCAAGCGCAGUCCUCGAGUGGCCGCGCCGCGACGACACAGUUUAUGAGCAGAGCAGAAUCGGUCGAGCGCAAGGCUAGAAUUUGCGAGCGAUCAUUCUCUGUCGAGAGUGCGUGACAGGGAUGGGCAGUAUGAAGAUACCGCGCCGGCUGGAAGGCAAAGUGGCCGUGGUCACAGCCUCCUCGGCUGGGAUCGGAUUCGGAAUUGCCGAGCGAUUGGGUCUCGAGGGCGCUUCUGUGGUCAUUUCGUCGCGCAAGCAGAAAAAUGUUGAUGACGCUGCAGCGCAGUUGCGGAUGAAGGGGAUUGAUGUAAUCGGGGUGGUGUGCCAUGUAAACAAUGCCGAUCAGAGGAAGAAUCUCAUCAAGACCACCAUGGAAAAAUAUGGUCGGUUGGAUUUUCUCGUAUCGAAUGCAGCAGCUAAUCCGUCCGUCGACUCCAUCACAACAAUGGCUGAACCAGUUCUUGAUAAGCUUUGGGCAACGAAUGUCAAAGCUGGAAUUCUGUUGGUUCAGGAUGCUGUUCCUUACAUGAAGAAGGGAUCAUCAAUCGUCUUUAUUUCUUCCAUUGCCGGCUUCAACCCCAUAGCAGCUGGACUCCAAAUGUACGCUGUUACGAAGACCGCCCUCCUUGGUUUGACGAAGGCUUUGGCUGCUGAACUUGGUCCUGAAAUAAGAGUGAACUGCGUUUGCCCUGGUUUUGUGCCUACUCACUUCGCCGAUUUUCUCAUCAGAGACGAGGAGCUUAAGAAGGAGCAUGAAGGGGCGACAAUAAUGAACAGGUUGGGUACAACAAGUGAUAUGGCUGCUGCGGUGGCGUAUCUAGUGUCCGACGAUGCAUCCUAUGUGACAGGUGAAAAUCUUGCUGUUGCAGGAGGGAUGCCGUCCAGACUAUAGACAUUCUGCACUCUUUGUCAUUUGUACAGGUGAACGCUGUUCCUCAUACUGGAGCUCAACUGUUCUCGUGAAAGGAAAUGCCUUUCAUAUCAAGAACUUACAGAGUCGCUUGUCGUUGAUUCUGUAAGUUCUGUGAGCACGAAACCCAUCAUGAUGAUAGAUUCGUCAUGCGGGGCGUGUCUUGCCUUUAAUGAAGACCAUGCACAGAGUUCAGAACUCAUGCUUAUUUAACAAGGUAGCCGACCACGAGGUCUGCUUACGAACAACGGUCCUUUCCACCAAGCCGUUUUGUAGCAGGUAACCAUGUCACAAAUACCACACGAUUGUUGUUCAUUUGCUGCUUGUAGUGCACAACGCAUAACAAGGUUUAAAUUGAAAGAAGACCGAGGCAAGGUAUAUAGAACAAAAAGGAUGGGUAGACCUAAUCAUGCAACACAUGGAUGAAAUCAAAGCAGUAAGAUUGGGCUAGGCCUCAACGAAAUUAUGUCCUAGUGCUUCCAAGAAAUAUUGAUUAUCUUGCUUAAAAGGUCUAGGAACAACGUUUUCAGUAAAAAAUGAAUCG
Messenger RNA from Marchantia polymorpha subsp. ruderalis, 1605 nucleotides. The record is from the annotation of a GenBank genome assembly. Lineage: Eukaryota; Viridiplantae; Streptophyta; Marchantiopsida; Marchantiales; Marchantiaceae.